Messenger RNA from Cylindrotheca closterium, 888 nucleotides. The record is from the annotation of a GenBank genome assembly. NCBI's taxonomy places the organism in Eukaryota, Bacillariophyta, Bacillariophyceae, Bacillariales, Bacillariaceae.
AUGGCAGACCAGCAACAGCAGCAGCAGCAGAGGCAGCAACAUAACAGUGGCCAACACACCGCUUCCAAUAAUAACAAGAACAACAACGGCAACAACGGCAACAACGGCAAUAACAUGACAAUGAGCAGCGCUCUCUCUUCGAUUGCUCCUGCCAUCGCCAGUACGGCCUGUUGCUGGGGUCCCGCCAUGGCCAGUCUCUUGGGUGCCACAACGGCGUCGCCGUUGUUGUCCAGAAUAUCUCGAUACCGACCCUAUCUGCUGGGGGUGUCGGCCACCAUGAUCAGCUACAGUUUUUACAAUGUCUAUGGCAAACCCUCGAGACAAGAACAUCAUACUGCAUUAUUAUGCUGCAGUGAUGAUGAUGAUGAUGAUUAUGACAAGCAAAAAGAACUUCAUCGUCGACAAUUGCAACAAAAUCGAGUCAUUGUCUGGGCUAGUUUGGCAGUUGCGUUAGCCGGAGCUAGUUAUGGGCGUGUCUCCCUAUUACCGUCAUCCAUCAUUAUGAGGAAUAAUAAUAGUAGUAGAGGAGGAUGGCGUAGUAGGACUACCGGUAGUGCGAUGAUCAAUGCAGCCAACAACGCCAGUAUGAACAAACUCGUGACGACGACGACAAUUCCCAUCCAGGGUAUGCACUGUCAGGGAUGUGCCAACAAGGUUCGAACGGCCAUUCAAAAUGAAAUGUUCUUGCACGAUAAAACCAACAACAACAACAACAAUAUUGAUGUCUCAAUCGAUCUGGAGCAAGGACUUGCUACUAUCAUUCAAGUACCUCCAUUGCAAGAGGAUGAUACUGAUACUGAUACUGAUUCUGUCGCAAUGAAUGAGACUGCCAUCCAAAAUGCGAUUGAAAAACUGGGAUAUUCUGUCGGUAAUUCGACAACAAAAUAA